Messenger RNA from Vollenhovia emeryi, 729 nucleotides. RefSeq lists its product as uncharacterized. NCBI's taxonomy places the organism in Eukaryota, Metazoa, Arthropoda, Insecta, Hymenoptera, Formicidae. Bases 90 to 659 code for a protein of 189 amino acids. The record is from RefSeq and is a predicted model, not a curated record. The transcript is spliced from 3 exons.
UGAAACACAUUUCAGAAAAAAAAUUGAAUUAAAAUAAUUUGCUAAAAUAUAUAGCGCGUCCUUGAGAAAGUGGGAGAGAUAUAAGAAAGAUGCCGGCGGAAUCGUCAAUUUACUGGAACUCAGCCGACUCACGAAGAUCAACCCCCGGCAGUUUUGGAAGCACCGGCGGUCGUCAUUACGUGGACCCGUGGGAUCUAGAGAAUUACGCUUACCUACGUCGUCAAAGCGUUGCCGACGUAUCACAUCGAGCGCAACGUCCCUCCACACAGGAGCGUUCUCUUCGUAACGCGCGAACACGCUCGGAAUAUUGGUACGCUUUAUCCUCAAUGAGAGAACCAGAAUGUGGCGGUUUCCCAUACACACAGGAAUUCUAUUGCAGACCAGUUAGGUCAGCAAACAAUAGCUACUAUCAGCAAACUAUCUACAAAGAUGAGAGAAUAGAAUACACUGCACCGUUUCCGGUUUACGCGCCUGUACUCGAAAUUUCCAGAUUUCCUCCACAAGAAGGAAGAGGUGUGUUACAUGUAGAUAAAGAAAAAUACAUAAUGGAGGCAAUACCAUCGUCAUUAUCACAUGUCGGACAUUUAAAUACAUACGGUCAUCUAAAGAUCGAUUAUACGAACAGUUGGAAUUCACUCAAUCGUCGAAUUAGCAAAUAAAAGGAUUUAGUUCUUAAAUGAAAGGAAUAAUGUUAAUAUUUAAAAAAGUGUUAAUUAUCGACAAGAUACA